Messenger RNA from Syngnathus typhle (broad-nosed pipefish), 2551 nucleotides. RefSeq names its product alpha-(1,3)-fucosyltransferase 4-like. The record is from RefSeq and is a predicted model, not a curated record. Gene Ontology annotation, molecular function: alpha-(1->3)-fucosyltransferase activity. Lineage: Eukaryota; Metazoa; Chordata; Actinopteri; Syngnathiformes; Syngnathidae. Gene Ontology annotation, cellular component: membrane. The transcript has a single exon. The coding region runs from base 189 to 1280 and encodes 363 amino acids.
GGCCGUGUGGACGUCACAGAAGCUCCAUUGACAGGCAACGGGAACCCGCCAGCACUCUGCCACGUCAAAGUUUCGGCGUUCCGAUUGGACCAGUGGGAGCAGGAUUAACACUUGUUAAGGCUUAAGGCUGCCUGGAGACAAUUACAGGGUGAAGUGCGCUUGUAUCGAGGGGUGAAGGAAGGUCACUUAUGGGACUUUGGACUCGACGGACCCGCGCAUGCUCCGAGAGGCGUCCCGGUUCGUCCAAAUGUGACAGGCAGUUGUUUCAUGCGGGCCUAGCGGCUGCCACAUUCCUCAUCCUCCUGGGACUUUCUUUGCUCUACUUACCAGAGCCGCUCGCGCUUGAGCCGGCCACGGCUGCUCUCGAGGUGACGCUCUUGAUUUGGACUCAUCCGUUCGGGCGGAAGCGUCCACUUCCGGAUUGUUGGCUGCGUUACGGCGUCGACGGCUGCGUGUUGACGGACGACCCUCGCGCGUACGCGCGCGCUGACGGCGUGCUCGUGCACCAUCGCGACAUCGUCGGCGGAAACGCGGAGCUGCCACCGGAAGUGGACCGGCCGUCGGGGCAGAAGUGGAUAUGGCUCAACUACGAGUCUCCCUCACACACCCCAGCCCUGUGGCGCCUGGAGGGGCGCUUCAACCUCACCAUGAGCUACCGCACCGACUCUGACAUUUUCCUCCCGUACGGCUACCUGGUCCUCAAGCACGGCAGCGGGCAGCUCCUCUCAGAACCUUCCAGAACUUCUCGCCCUGGUUUUGUCGCAUGGGUGGUGAGCAACUGGGUGGAUUCACAGGCCCGCGUGGCCUUCUACUACCAGCUCAGCCGGUACAUCCAGGUGGACGUAUUCGGCCGAGCUGGACGCAGCAUUCCGGAAGGGUCCGGAAGCGUGGUGCAGCUUGUAAAGCGCUAUCAUUUUUACUUAGCCCUGGAGAACUCGCAACACACGGACUACAUCACAGAGAAACUGUGGAACGCCGUGCUGGCCGGAGCCGUGCCGGUGGUCCUGGGUCCCGCCCGGAAGAACUACGAGCGUUUCCUGCCGCCGGAGGCCUUCAUCCACGUGGACGACUUCCCCUCGGUGAAAGCGCUGGCCCGCUACUUAGUGGAGCUUAGGCGAGACCCGGCACGGCUGCAAAGCCACCUGCGUUGGAGGACAGGCUACGGACUGCGCCAGCCCACCUUCUGGGGAGAACACUACUGCACCGCCUGCAGGGUGCUAAAGAAGAACUUGGGUCACACUCAGGUGGUCCAUAACUUGACCGGAUGGUUCGAGUCGUGAAGCGAAAGAAAAUCGAAAUGUGGCCAUAACACAACUUCAUAAACCUCAUCAGAUGCAACAUGCAUACAAGCGUCUGGCCUCUCUCACAAUCCUUUCAUCUGUGCUUUUUGCCCAUACGUCUCGCGACCCCCCCCCCCAAAACCACCAAUCAGACCCCCCCCCUCCCCCUUCUCUUUCUUCUUGUUUUUCCUGUCUACUGAACAGAGACAUGUUGAUAUGAGACCCCGCCUGCUCGCCGGCCCGGCCACAAGGGAGCAAGUCUCUGGUGCCUUUUGAUCAGCUGCAAGAUCAGACAUGUCACCCUCAACCGACCCCCCCACCCCCGCCCCCGCCUCCAUGUAUACUCCAGUGACUGAUCAUGCAGUAUAAUGGGCAGCCGCGGACGAGCCCCGAAAGAUGCACGCCCACGCUCGUUGCCUACGUAAAGCCGAUUGAAGCGGGCUGUUGUUGAUACCUCCGCUGGCACACUGUUUGCCGGACGCCAGAGACGGCGGGCGCGUGUGACCGUGUGCCAUUUCCCCUUUCUUGCCCUUUUUUCUUGCCUUUGACAGUAAGAUGGAUGAUCGCAAUCACACAGGCGCUAUCAGCGAGACCGAGUGGAAGGUCCGCAGGCCGCCGAGACACAGUCAUGGGAAACCAGCCGUCAGAUUACCGGCCGGCCGGCCGUUCUUCAUAUGCGUUGGCCUUGCUUGCUUUUUCUUCUGCCGAUGCGGACAUGGAACAUUUCUGAUACGUUCGUAUCGCAGAUUAUCUUUCCCCAUUGAAAUGAAUAGAAAGGCCAUAAAUGCGAUCCAACCUUCCCCUACUCUAUAUUUUUUCCAACGCAAUUACCGUUUUUUUCCCAUGUAUAAUGCGCCCCCAUGUAUAAUCCGCACCCUAAAAAUGGCAUGUUGAUGCUGGAAAAAAGCCUGUACCCAUGUAUAAUACGCACCCAAAUUUUGACUCCUACUUAAGUCCGUGAACGUAAAAUUGUUUUGGAAAAAAUAUCAUUUUUGGGAACAACCGGAUGUUAUUCUGCCGGUCAGUAUCACUGCGCAUGCGCUAGCAUACUCAAGAGCGAAGAAAUGUUUCGGAUUUGCGUAGGGUACAUUGUGACGGCAAACGAGCAGGUGAUCUAGCAAGCGUCUGACACGAUAACAUUGUGUUUGUACCCAUGUAUAAUGCGCACCCCAGAUUUUAGGACAAUACAUUAGUUAAAUUUUGCGCAUUAUACAUGAAAAAAAACGGUCAAUGGAAUGUAAAGAAAUAAACAGGUUGUGCGUUAUCAUGAA